Pestalotiopsis fici W106-1 is the source of this 1062-nucleotide messenger RNA. RefSeq names its product Porphobilinogen deaminase. NCBI's taxonomy places the organism in Eukaryota, Fungi, Ascomycota, Sordariomycetes, Amphisphaeriales, Sporocadaceae. The transcript has a single exon. The record is from RefSeq and is a predicted model, not a curated record. The coding region runs from base 1 to 1062 and encodes 353 amino acids. Gene Ontology annotation, molecular function: hydroxymethylbilane synthase activity. Gene Ontology annotation, cellular component: cytoplasm. Gene Ontology annotation, biological process: heme biosynthetic process.
AUGUCUACACCAGCGACACAGACCGUCAUUGCCCCGUCAGGGUCCCAAGAAAAGAAGACUACAGUACGAGUCGGCACAAGAAAAUCUGCAUUGGCCCUCGCACAAGCCGAUUUUGUCGUCACUUCGCUCUCCAAGCUCCAUCCUCAUGUCAACUUUGAGAUUGUCGGCAUGCUCUCGGCCGCUGACAAGGACAAGACUACGGCAUUGUACAACUUUGGUGGCAAGGGACUGUGGACAAACGAGCUGGAAGCUGGCCUAAUGGCGAAAGAGUUGGACAUAAUCGUUCACUCGCUCAAGGACAUGCCCACUGUAUUGCCCGAGGGCUGCGUUCUUGCUUGUGUGCCUGAGAGAGAGGACCCGCGCGACGUUGUCGUUAUUAAAAAGAGUUUGGAAGGCAAAUACAGCAAACUGUCAGACCUUCCCGAGGGCAGCGUCGUUGGCACAAGCUCCAUCCGCAGAAUGGCCCAGAUUCGACGUCGUUACCCAAAGCUCCAAUUUCAGGACAUGCGCGGAAACAUUGACACCAGACUCAAGAAGCUGGAUGCCGAGGACGCAGCCUAUACCGCCAUGAUCCUUGGAGCUGCCGGUCUUUCAAGAAUGAACUGGCUUGGCAGGGUGUCGCAGUAUCUCGACAGCACAACCGAGGGCGGUGGUAUGUUGCAUGCUGUUGGUCAGGGAGGAUUAGGCAUCGAGGCGAGAAUAGAUGAUGAGGCAACCUUGUCCAUUCUCCAAGCUUUCGAGGACAAGCAUGUCAUGCUGGCCGCCGAAGCCGAACGCAGCGUUAUGAGGACACUCGAGGGCGGAUGUAGCAUCCCAAUUGGCGUCGAGACAAAGUGGACGAGUGACAGAAAACUACACUUGAAUGCCACGGUGGUGAGCGUGGAUGGCACGGAAGCUGCCGACGGUAAUUUGGAGGAGACCAUUGAGACGAGGGAACAAGCCGUCGACUUUGGCAAAAGGGUAGCUCAGCUUCUGGUUGACGGCGGUGCACAGAAGAUUUUGGACGCCAUCAAUGCCGAGAGGGAGGCCAACCCAAGUACAGAAAAGUGGGUGCCGGCAUAA